Molecule: messenger RNA, 2263 nt
Organism: Scleropages formosus (Asian bonytongue)
Lineage: Eukaryota; Metazoa; Chordata; Actinopteri; Osteoglossiformes; Osteoglossidae
Product: properdin-like
Exons: 9
Coding region: 132-1487 (451 amino acids)
Source: RefSeq, a predicted model, not a curated record
AGCUGGAUGAGAGAGGGAGGAUGAGUGGGGGGGGCAGCUCAAAACAGUGGUGGGAAGCUCAGGAAAGCAGCACUCUGAGAGAGUUACUCAAGGAGUAAGGUCAACAGCUGCAAAUAGUCUCACGGAGUAAAAUGGUGAAUGUUAUGUUGCCGUUGCUGGUUUUUUCGCUGUUCCUCACUGUCCAGGAGACAGUGUCCGAGGUGGUGAAAUGUUACGGUCAGUUCAACAAAGAGAAAGGCACCUGUGGGCUGUACCUUGGAGAAACUGAGCUGGACGACUGCUGUCUGAACGUCGACUACGGUUUCCAAAUCAAGGAUGGAGAGUGUGACUCCUGCAGUCCCUCUUCGUGGUCCGAGUGGAGCCCCUGGAGUCCUUGCACCGUGUCCUGCAAGGAGGGGGUGAAGCAAAGGACUCGUAAGUGUUACGGGAUGGGCCACUGCAACGACACCGAAGAGCUGGGCACCUUGCAGACGAAAUACUGCGUGGAAGAAACUUGCUGCCCUGAGAAAGGGGGCUGGUCAGAGUGGGGGCCAUGGCAGGGAUGCUCGGUAACCUGCAGCAAAGGGGUGAGGAAACGCUCGAGGACUUGCACCCAGCCACCUCCUGAGUGUGGGGGCAACUGCAUCGGAAAAGACACAGAUGUAGAAACCUGCGACACCAACCAAGUCUGCCCAGUCCACGGUGGUUGGUCAGACUGGAGCUCUUGGGGGCCGUGUCCUAGCAGCUGCAUGAAGGAAGGUGCGGACCCACCCCAACGCCAACGCAGCAGGUUUUGCACCAACCCGGCCCCAUCAUCUAACCCGCCCGGCCAGUACUGCUCUGGACACUCUCACGAAGCUCAGGCCUGCAGCAACCUGCCAUACUGCCCCGUGUCUGGCGGUUGGGGCCCCUGGAGUCCAACGUCGGAGUGCUCAGUGACCUGUGGAGUGGGACAGACGAUGAUGGGUCGCCAGUGCAACUCUCCAGCACCCCGCCAUGGGGCUCAAACCUGCCCGGGCAAGACUACAACAGAGAAAUUGUGCAACACCCAGGUGCCCUGCCCAGUGGCCGGUCAGUGGUCAACCUGGGGACCCUGGGCAGAGUGUAAGAGAUCCGGCAAGGAUAUCCGGUGCAGCAAGUAUUCAGCAGGCACGCAAAGGAGGGUGCGGACCUGCCUCUACAGAGAUUGGAAUGGAGAGUCAUGUACAGGAGAUAUCAUGGAGACCCGGGUUUGCUAUUCCAUUGAACGCUGCAGAUUCAACGGCACCUGGAGCGAAUGGAGCGACUGGGGUUUGUGCAAACCCCCCUGCGGAGCUGAUGCCAAGAAAACCAGGCAGCGGGAAUGUGUGCCUGACCUAUCCGAGUACAGGAAGCUUGUAGGAUCCAAGAAGGAAGAGGCCUACUUUGCAGGGAAGCCGUGGUUGCUCUGCCGCAGAGAUGUAGAAACAUCACAGUCCGAACUCUGCUAUAACGUCCCGGAAUGCACAGGUUCGGGAGGACUGCCUUAGCAAAGGUGAUUAAGAAAAAUAUGAGCCCAUAUCCUGAGAGAAGGUGCAGCACUCAGUUCCAGUACAGUAUGCCAAAGAAAAAAUUAGGGCUGUAAUUAGUCAAUACAUGGGUCUCAAAACAUUAAGUUAAUAAGACAAAAAUUCUCUACUACACAUAAAAUGCUCAAUUCUAAUCCAUGUUGAUUCAAGAGGGAGACUGAUACAAUUAAACAAUUUGUACAAAAGUUCUAAAACAGUUGAAAUCAUUAAACAAUUACUUCAGGUCAUUAUACAAAGUAUAGACUAUUGACCUUUCACAGUAAUCUAUCAUCCAGCUCUUAUAACACCAGCUGUAUGAUAGCAAUAACUACGUUAUGUUGAUGUCACUGUUGUUACUUACGUUGAAAUGUAAUAAGUAAUAGUAUAAUCUGAUACCUUUUUCAUUUAGGUCUUCUCAUUGGAACACACUGAUAAGAUAAAACAAUGGAACAUUGAUAAGACGCUACAAAAACACUCAAAUGACAAAAUAAAUAACUGGGAUUAAUAGCUGAAAGAAUAUUCAUGAAUUCAAGAACAUUCAAGAACAUUACCUUGUGAUUCAAGCCAUAUGAUUUCAUGCUACCAUCUCGAGGGUCUAGAGAUAGACUCCUAAGUGUACUUACUGUAUGAAGGAGAUGGAAUGUCAAGAUCAGGGUUGCGCAAUCACACUACAGAUCAGGUGACCAGAAAUAAUUAUUCAGCAUCGAAUCUGUCUCUGUCUCUUCUUUCUCAACAUGAAUAAAAUGUAUAAUAAUUUA